CCUGUGUUUUCUGAGCGUUCCUCUAAUGUAAGAGAGCCGUACACUAACAUCUGACCAUGUCUUGGGUCUUCUGGAGGUUUUUGUGUUUAUUUCUUAUACACUGUGUGUCUUCAGACGCUUCAGUCGUGUGGUUGUUUUCUUCAUGAUGAUGAUGAUGAUGUCAUGGGAUUCUUCAGUCUUUCUCAAGAGUCAUGAUGCCAGUCAGGUUCUGAGCCGUCAGCGACGUGCCAACACUAUAUUUGAGGAGAUGAAGAAAGGAAAUAUGGAGCGUGAGUGUGUUGAGGAGCGAUGCAGUUUCGAGGAGGCCAGAGAGAUCUUUGAGGACGUUGAUAAGACGAAUGAGUUUUGGCAUGUAUAUUUUGAUGGAGAUGCAUGUUUGUCUCAGCCGUGUCUCAACGGUGGCGUGUGUAAAGAUGUGAUCGGACCGUACACCUGUUACUGUCCCGCUGGGUUUAAAGGACAAAGCUGUGAGAUCGUCAUUCCAGAGCUGUGCGAGUCUGAAAAUGGAGGCUGUGAACAUUUCUGUUCAGUGAAACAGAAAAAUGUCGUCUGUUCUUGCGCCGACGGCUACAAGCUGGGAUCUAACGGGAAGUCGUGUCAGUCCGACGAUCCAUUCAGAUGCGGUUUUGUGUAUCCUUCGAAGACCAGAAGCAUCUUUAUGUACACACCAAACAACACUGACACUGAAGAUCCUGAGGAGCCAAAUGUUGAAACUGAAAAUGAAAUGACCUCAGCUGUCAAUCACACGAGCAUCUUCGGAUUAAUCGAUGAAGAGAUCGCGAAUCCAGUCGAGGAAGAGCCGAUCUUACCAGAAUCGUCAGGGGAUACGAGAAUCGUGAACGGAGUGGAGUGUCCUCCAGGAGAAUGUCCGUGGCAGGCUCUUCUCAUUAAUGAAAAUAACAUCGGCUUCUGUGGAGGAACCAUCUUAAAUGAGUACUUCAUCCUAUCGGCUGCUCACUGUAUGAAUCAGUCUCUCUCUACUAGAGUGGUUGUAGGUGAAUUCGACACGCUGGUCAACGAGGGUCGUGAAGCCAUUCACAACAUAGAUAAAAUUCUGGUUCACAAGAACUACGUUCCUGAAACGUACCACAACGACAUCGCCCUCAUCAAACUCAACGAGUCCAUAAAAUUUACCAAAUACAUCAUCCCAGCCUGCUUACCCCAGCACGACUUCGCCGAGCGUGUGCUGAUGCGUCAGGAGGACGGGAUGGUCAGCGGGUUCGGACGUCUGCGCGAGGGCGGCCUUCCAUCUACCAUUCUGCAAAAGUUGACCGUGCCGUAUGUUGACCGAGCGGUGUGCAUCGAGUCGAGCAGUUUUAAAAUCUCCCUGCGCAUGUUCUGCGCAGGAUACGAUCAGGAGGCCAAAGACGCCUGUCAGGGUGACAGCGGCGGGCCGCACGUGACGCGCUUUAAAAACACGUGGUUCGUCACAGGUGUGGUGAGCUGGGGCGAGGGCUGCGCGAGGAAGGGCAAAUAUGGCGUCUACACGCAGGUGUCCAAGUACAUCAAAUGGAUCCAAAAUGCCAUCAGUAAAUUUAUGCCAGAGACAGAAUCUUUUGUAAAGCCGAAAGCCAAGAGAGAUCUGUUGGGAAGGAUACCUGUCUGGAGAGUCUGAUGUUAAAAGUCUGAUGUGUAAAUCAUUUGUCUUUGUAAUCUUUCAACAAAUGUAAAAAAUCUUCCUAUUAUAAAGAGCCGACCGCUCAGUUCAUUGAAUAUUCUGUUGUGGGAUGUGAAUGUCUCGUCUCAUAUAUUGAUUAAUACAACACAGAAUGUCUUUCAGUAAUUCAGUUUCUUCAAUAUUGUGAUAUUAAAUGCACUUCAAGUCAAAUGUAUGUCCUGAUAAGAAAUAAACGUUAAAAGCUUUUCA
Molecule: messenger RNA, 1867 nt
Organism: Misgurnus anguillicaudatus (oriental weatherfish)
Lineage: Eukaryota; Metazoa; Chordata; Actinopteri; Cypriniformes; Cobitidae
Gene: f10
Product: coagulation factor X
Biological process (GO): proteolysis; blood coagulation
Cellular component (GO): extracellular region
Molecular function (GO): calcium ion binding; serine-type endopeptidase activity
Source: RefSeq, a predicted model, not a curated record